This is a messenger RNA of Vitis riparia (riverbank grape), 490 nucleotides long. RefSeq names its product auxin-induced protein X15-like. Gene Ontology annotation, biological process: response to auxin. The transcript has a single exon. The record is from RefSeq and is a predicted model, not a curated record. Bases 58 to 342 code for a protein of 94 amino acids. NCBI's taxonomy places the organism in Eukaryota, Viridiplantae, Streptophyta, Magnoliopsida, Vitales, Vitaceae.
GUAAGACAUCUUAGAGAACAAUUUUCCUCACCAUUACUUUUCUGAAUUCAUACAAUCAUGGGCUUUCGAUUGCCUGGGAUCGUUAACGCUAAGCAGAUCCUACAGCGAGUGCGGAUGGGCGGAGAGGUCAAAAAUGUACCAAAAGGUUAUUUUGCUGUCUAUGUGGGAGAAGACCAGAAGAAGCGAUUUCUGGUUCCGGUUUCUUACUUGAAGGAUCCUUCAUUUCAGAACCUAUUGAGUCAGGCAGAGGAAGAGUUCGGGUUUGAUCAUCCAAGGGGAGGCCUCACAAUCCCAUGCACAGAAGAAGCCUUCAUUGAUGUCACUUGUAGUUUGAAUUGCUGAUGAAAGCAGAGGAUCUCUUAACAACAUUGAUCUGUGAGCCAGUGUCCCAAAUUUUGAAUUAAGAGGACUUGGUUGUUUCAUUUCCACUCAUUGUAAUCUAUAAAUUUUUGUAUAGACAAAGCUGAGAGUCAGAUCUCUCCAUACAAAA